Lithohypha guttulata is the source of this 630-nucleotide messenger RNA. RefSeq lists its product as uncharacterized. The transcript is spliced from 2 exons. The record is from RefSeq and is a predicted model, not a curated record. NCBI's taxonomy places the organism in Eukaryota, Fungi, Ascomycota, Eurotiomycetes, Chaetothyriales, Trichomeriaceae. Bases 1 to 630 code for a protein of 209 amino acids.
AUGUGGGCCCAUAUAGGCAUCAACGCCAUCAGCACCUUACUGCUGAGUGCCAGCAACUAUGCCAUGCAGUGUUUCGCAGCACCUACUCGUGCCGACAUCGACCGAGCGCACCAGGUGGGCAAGUGGCUCGAUAUCGGUGUUCCGAGUCUGCGUAACCUUAGGCAUAUUCCGAGACGGAAAACGCUCCUGUGGUGGAUGCUGGCCUUGUCUUCGUUACCUAUCUAUCUGCUUUACAAUUCUGUCUUCUAUAUGUCACUCUCGAGCAACGAUUAUAAUGUCUACUUUGCGGCAGAGCAGUUCAUACAGGACGCGGGCAGUAUACCGCCAGCUGAAAUAGUCGUCGAAGCGGGUCAGUUUAGGAUGGGCAAAUUUGAUUUUCUAUUCUCCUCUGGUGGAGAGGCUAUGACAGCACAUAUCCGAGAGCUCAAAAACGAUCUCGCAUCGUUCGAAAAGUUGGACAACGCACAAUGUAUGAGAGCGUACACGAAGGAGUAUCUGGACGACCGUCGAACCUUGAUAUUGGUAUCUAAUGCAUUGGAAACCAACGCUACUACCGUCCACGGCUUUCAAUAUUUCACGCAUGAGGCAGUUGAUGCUAGUAUGAAUGUUUACCUUCCAUACGACUGGUAA